This is a messenger RNA of Thunnus maccoyii (southern bluefin tuna), 1862 nucleotides long. RefSeq names its product fumarylacetoacetate hydrolase (fumarylacetoacetase) (gene fah). Lineage: Eukaryota; Metazoa; Chordata; Actinopteri; Scombriformes; Scombridae. The coding region runs from base 81 to 1337 and encodes 418 amino acids. The record is from RefSeq and is a predicted model, not a curated record. The transcript is spliced from 14 exons. Gene Ontology annotation, molecular function: fumarylacetoacetase activity. Gene Ontology annotation, biological process: L-phenylalanine catabolic process; homogentisate catabolic process; L-tyrosine catabolic process.
CAUCUGGAGGUGCUUACUGCUGCCGCUCAGUCACUCAGUAACUCAGUCAAGUUGAGUAGAAUACCACAGCCAAAGAGAAGAUGUCCUUCAUAAAAGUAGAAGCAACGUCUGAUUUCUCCUUUCACAACCUUCCUUAUGGAAUAUUCUCCACAUCCGAUAACCCCAAACGUCGCAUUGGGGUUGCCAUUGGAGACCAGAUACUGGACCUCAGUGUGAUAUUGUCCUUGUUUCGAGGACCUGUUAUGUCCAAACAUCAGGAUGUCUUUGACCAGCCCACACUAAAUGCUUUCAUGGCUCUGGGUUAUGAGGCCUGGAGGGAGACCAGGAGUACCUUGCAGUUCUUGCUGUCAGCCAAUGAGACCACACUGAGAGAUGACGUCAGUCUUCGGAGCAGAGCAUUCAUCCAUCAGAGUGCAGCCACCAUGCAUCUUCCUGCAGACAUUGGUGAUUAUACCGACUUCUACUCCUCCAAGGAUCAUGCCACCAACGUUGGCAUCAUGUUCCGGGGAAAGGAAAAUGCUCUGAUGCCAAACUGGUUGAGGCUUCCAGUGGGAUACCAUGGUAGAGCAUCGUCAGUGGUUGUUUCUGGGACCCCCAUUCGCCGUCCCUCAGGCCAGAUGAGACCUGAUCAGACGAAACCCCCAGUGUUUGGACCAUCAAAGCAGUUGGACAUUGAACUGGAGAUGGCCUUCUUUGUUGGUGGAGGGAACCGGCUCGGAGAGCCAAUUCCCAUCGAGACUGCUCAUGAACACAUCUUUGGCAUGGUACUCAUGAAUGACUGGAGUGCCCGGGACAUCCAGUCGUGGGAGUAUGUUCCUCUGGGUCCUUUCCUGGGGAAGAACUUCGGGACGACCAUCUCACCAUGGGUUGUCCCCAUGGAGGCACUGUUACCCUUUGCAGAGUCCAACCCUAUCCAGGAUCCAGAGCCCCUCCCCUACUUGCAGCACCAAGAUGCUUACACUUUCAACAUCAACCUGUUUGUGUCACUAAAAGGACAGGGCAUGGCAGAGCCUGCAACCAUCUGCAAGUCUAACUUCAAGCACAUGUACUGGACCAUGAAGCAGCAGCUUGCCCAUCACACAGUCAACGGCUGCAACGUCAGACCAGGAGACCUGCUGGCUUCUGGUACCAUCAGUGGACCGGAUCCAGAGACUUUUGGCUCCAUGUUGGAGCUAUCAUGGAGGGGAUCCAAGUGCAUUGAUGUGGGAGGAGGAGAAACCAGAACUUUCUUGAAGGAUGGAGAUGAAGUCACCAUCACAGGUUACUGUGAAAGAGAUGGACACAGGGUGGGCUUCGGGCCUUGCAUGGGAACCAUCCUCCCCUCCCUGCAACACUGAACCACUUACACUGUUAUUUAUGUGGGCAUUUUAUUGUGGAGCAUAAAGCUGAAAGAAUCCAAUAUUUCUCCCUAUUUUCACCCUCACUGUCCAUGAAUGACAGACUGCUCACGUAUUAUUCCUCUCUCUCCCUACACACACACACACACGUUAACACACAUUCCUCUGUGAAAAUGACAUGAUAGCAGCUUUAGUUAAUCAUUGAUAUGCAUUUCCCAGAGCUCUGUAGAGUUGUACAAUGACCUUGUUACUGAGAUCCACUGCAAUAUUCAUACAACAGAGGGAUUCUCCCACAUCAUGUCAGUGUUACUGCUGUACCAGGAUCAGUAUUAUUGAUGUUCUGUGUGUGUUUGCCCAUGAUUUAUAAUACAAUCAUCCAUUUAUAAUCUCAUUGUGUUUAUGUCUUUUGUUUUCCUGUUGCCUCACUGUGUCCAUUAGAUUCCUGCAGUCUUUAAUCACAUCUUUUAUUACUUUGUUUAGAGAGACAUGUUACUGAUUACUUUACAGGUUAGGAUAUUCUAUAUU